Molecule: messenger RNA, 2527 nt
Organism: Numida meleagris (helmeted guineafowl)
Lineage: Eukaryota; Metazoa; Chordata; Aves; Galliformes; Numididae
Exons: 2
Coding region: 722-1819 (365 amino acids)
Source: RefSeq, a predicted model, not a curated record
ACCCCAGAUGACACCCAGGGGCUCCCAGAAUCUGUAGGUGACAAGGCAAGGGCCGAGGACAAGUCAGGUUGUACAGAAAAGGGAUGGAUUAUCUUUCUGAGGUGGCAUCAGUGAUAUCAUCUAGAAGCGCUUCUGUUUCGUAUCUUCUCAAUUCCAAGUUUUCUCUCAUCUGUUUUUCAUUUCUUCGCUUUGAUUUUAUUUUUUUUCUUUUUCUCUCAUCUAAAUGCCCUUCUGAAAGCGGAGCCUCCAUUCCUCACUGGAGCAUUAUGUCAUUUCUCACUCAAAAUCGUGACCAGCAGCAGGAGGCUGUGCCAGUACCGGGGGAUUACGGCUCCGCGUGGGAACAAGCUGCAGCACAACUCAACCGAGGACAAUUGACCGAAACCAACACAAUUUCUUGCUGCAGCGCAAAGACUUAAAAAGCAAUAGCAAUUUCCGAUCCCUUCUCUUUCUCUCAGCUGCCUGCAUUUAAUGCCUGUGGUGGGAAUUCGAGCCCUGCAUGAGCCCUAAUUCUUCUUUUGGAGGUGGGAAAUGGCCCCUUCUCCCUCUCCCGAGGAUGAUGAAGCUUUGUCUCCAGGACUUCAUGGAGGCAACUAGAGGAAUCAUAGACUCAUUAAGGUUGGAAAAGACUACUGAGAUCAUCUAGUCCAACCACCAACAAAUCACCACCCAUGCCCACUAAACCACGUCACUCAGUGCCACAAAGGAAGGCGAUGUCCUGAUGUCACACCCAGAGUGGGGACCAGUAGGAGCAAGCCAAAAGGCCCCAGCUCUGCAUAGGCAGGGUGCUAUGGGGUUACCCAGCAUCUUUACGUUUAUUAAGGCAUCCCAGGAGGAAGUUCAUCUGCUUUGGUUGCAGGGUUGGGCUGCCUUCCCCACCCAAUGCGUGGCCACCUGGGGGGGCUGGGGAGGGACGGAGCCCCAUGUGACCCUGGGGAACCUCGGAAGGGAUGCUUGGGUAGGAAUAAUGCUAGCAGAGGGUAGUUCUGUAGGCGACUUGUUAACCCUAUUUAUUUCCCUGCUUCCAGCCUUCAGGACACAGCUGGUACGGUCUGCAACAAACCAGCCAGCCACUCGAGCAGGCGCUCAGGUUUUCUUUAGGGGUGAACUUACUCCAAGAGCAGGCGAGCUGCCAGCAGCCGGGCUCUGCCCGAGCUCGCAGCAUCUCCUGCCUGUGCGGCUGAGCGGCGCUGCGAGAUGCAGACCUGCAAGCGGAGAGUGCCGCUCAGCGCUGUGGGGCUGCAGCACAGGGCAGCAGGAGCUCCCUCAGCACGGAGCAGCCCCCUCCUGCAUCCCCCACCCCCAGCCUGAGCGAAGAGGAGCUGAGCCUCCUCCUGUCUUGAGGCGAUUUAGAUUCCACAGGUGCUCUGUUGCCUUUCCUACUGAUGUAACGUUCAUAGCAGUCGCGUUGUACCCAGCGAGGCGAUUUGUGCCUGGGGUGUACAGCGUGUGUCGCUUGGUGAGGUUUUCCCACCCAGGAGCCUGGGGCCAGUGGGUGGCAACCGUGCUGAAGCGGUGGGUGCCUGUGCCACCCCUCUGUCCUCAGCUCUUCCCGGGCUGCCCCAGGGGUCCUGCAACACCUCUGCACCCCACCUGCUGCUGGCACACCCGCUCCUGCCCUGGGAAGGUGGAUCAGGAUUGCAGCCCCCAGCUUUCCUUCCCAAAUCAGCCACUAGUCUCACUCCCCAGCCGCCACCUGCCAGAUCUAUCCCCUCCCCUGCAAAUUCCUCGAGUCGUGCGAUGCCUCCUGGGAGCCAGCAGCACCUUCCAGGUAGAGCUGAUUGCUUCCCCAGAUGCCUCCCAUUUUCUCCUCAUGUGACUGGGGCUUGCUUAGCAAACAGCUCCCCUCCACACACAAUGCCAACCACACACAGUCAGUUCUGAUUUGGACCAACUCUUGAGUUUUCUGAUAAAGAAGGGGGCAUAGGCACAAGAUGCAGCUAAGAAGAAAUAGAUUUGAGCCACGAAACUUGGCUCUUGAACCUUGUGGGCAAUAAGUCAUCAGGUUUAAGAUUGGAAAAAGAAGGUGAUGCAAAUGAUCUUGUAUUACAAAUCUCUGUCAGUUUUCUAAAAGGAAAGGAAGAAAGGAAGAAAGGAAGAAAGGAAGAAAGGAAGAAAGGAAGAAAGGAAGAAAGGAAGAAAGAAACGGCCUUCGUGCUGCACUGAAGGCUUCUGAUUUUGGUGUCAGGGCACUGAUGGGCCUGAAUUGCCCCAAGUGGCCUCACCUGGGGCCCCUACCUGCUUCUCCAGGAGCCCAUUAUGCUGCUGAAGGAAGGCUCUGCUUCUACAAUUGUCUCUUGGAUGGUGCUCGAGCUUGUGUUGCUGCUCUAUUUUGUGGAUGGACAUCAGACCCAUGCUCCAGGUGGACCCCUAUCUGCAGUGAUUGCUGGUGUCCUUGUGACUUACAAAACACCUCAGCUGUUGCCAGUGGAUGAUGUUGUCUCUUACAGUAGGGAAAGCACAAUACGUGUAGCAAUGACAUGGGACAAAUAGCACAAGGUUUCUGCAGUGAAGGAAGGACCAGUCU